This is a messenger RNA of Suillus discolor, 1724 nucleotides long. RefSeq lists its product as uncharacterized. The transcript has 4 exons. NCBI's taxonomy places the organism in Eukaryota, Fungi, Basidiomycota, Agaricomycetes, Boletales, Suillaceae. The record is from RefSeq and is a predicted model, not a curated record. Bases 147 to 1472 code for a protein of 441 amino acids.
CUAUAAUUAACAGAAUGCAGCAGCGGACAGUGUCAACCAUCACGAUCUGUUGAUAUCUUGUUUCUUUUCGUUUUUCAGGCCAACCAACAACGCAUAGCGUUGAAAGGGCACGGCUUUCAUCCUCUUUCUUUCUUUACCACCAUACGAUGCGUUGUUCUCAUCCGGAGCACGCUCGCACACUCCUUUUCACUACAAUCUUGUUCGUACUCUCAUUUACCGCCACUCUCGCAGAGUCAGCGAAUGUUCAUGGUUUCCGAGCCCAUCAUGCCUGGCGCAGAAGAGCACCAUUAGAUAUGAUUGCCAGAGAUCAAGUUUUACCAUUAACAACUCCGAGUCAGAGCUUGUUGUCCAGUAUCACCAGCGCCGUGUCGCCCGUCACGGUGCUCAGUGCAACUACCUCGCUUCCUCCGAUACCCGCUCUACAAUCACCUACGUCUAAUCCCUUUCCAAAUCCGCUAACAAAUCCAUUGGCCACAACCUCGAGUUCCUCUAGCCCUACUCCUCCAUCCAUCCCUACGUCGACCAGUACCACCAGUGCCGCCAUCCCUACCACAAGCGAUGGGACUUCUAUUUCACAAUCUACCUCUUCUCAGUCUUCCCCCUCUUCUCAACCGAAUUCCUCUUCUAAAUCUUCCCCUCAACCUUCCGGGUCUGCGUCUACGUCCACAUCCAAGACCACGUCCACGUCCGCAGAACCUCCUGUCGUUGCAAUAACGCCAGCUGCACAACCACUAGGACUCACGUCCGUGUCAGUAUAUACAGGCACAUUUACCAGCUUUGCAACUGGAACGACAGUUUCAUCUACUCCUUCGAGCACGUCCUCUUCCAAUUCUGGAUUCUUCUCCAAUACAGGAGUAGUCGCCGGAACAUUUACUGUUGUUGGCCUGGUUGGAGUUGCUGGAGUUAUUGGAGCUGGAAUGAUGAUUGCAAGACGCCGUGUCUCUCGCUCGUAUGAGGACGACAUGGAGUAUCUGGAAAAGAAGCCAGAACAUUCUGUAGAGCCCUCUCAGAGUCAGAAUUUCGUUGUUGAAGAUGCUGAAGAAUCCCGGGACAUAGAUCACUUCGGCAACUCCAUGGAAGUUACUGUACCGCCUGCCGCACACUUUUAUUCCCAGCAGGACGCGUACUACGGGCAGGCAGCUAACAGUAGUGAAGGUUAUGAAAACCAAGGCUACUAUCCGCAGGAAGUGUACGCUCCACAUGAGGUUUACGCUCCUCAUGAGUAUGGUAUAGCAUACCCCCCGACGGAACUUUAUGCGGCACAGGAUCCUUAUGGAGGGAUUGCUGAAACUGGAGGGAUGCCAAACCCCUUCGACAAUGAUGAAUCAGAAUUACCAGCUGCCUUGCGGCCAUCUGUUCAGCGAACUCGUACGCUUAUUCCUCCUACUGCAUACCACUCUCCGGAUCUCCACCACUCCAUCGAUUCUUUCUACGGUUCCUCCGCGGGCGCUUCGAACGGGCACGUCAUGUGAAAUUAUUUCGAACAUCAUAUACUUGAUGCGUGCAUUGUGACAUUCUUCAUGUUGUCGAUCAAAAUCACAGUACACGUUUGAUUCGUCUUUCUUUAUUUUAUUUAUGUACAAACUUGCGGCUGCGCGUAUACCUUGGAUUUUCUCAACGAUUGCACUUUCUUUGGAACACGGAUAUCGAUUUGAUUGACUCCCUUUAUUAUCGACUUAUAAAUGACUGAUAGCACAUUCAAUAUAUAUGACAUGUUUGCAAAA